AGAGUCAUGAAUAAUCAGACUUUUGUGACAGAAUUCAUCCUAAAGGGAAUCACAGACAUCCCUCAGUUGCAGGUUCUAUUUUUUGUUCUUUUUCUGUUCCUCUUCAUAGUAGCUCUUAUUGGAAAUUGUCUCAUUGGGGCUGCUAUCAGCCUGAAUUCUAGUCUUCACACUCCAAUGUAUUUCUUCCUGGUCAACUUGGCUUUGUUGGAUGUCAUCUGCACAUGCACUGCUGUGCCCAAGCUCUUAGAGAUUCUGGGGGGAGAAGACAAGACCAUUUCUUUCGGGGGCUGUAUGACUCAGUUGUACUUCCUGACUUGGUCUGUGGCUGCAGAACUCUUGCUUUUCACAGCCAUGGCUUAUGAUCGGUAUGUAGCAAUCUGCCAGCCUCUGCAUUACAGCAAGAUGAUGAAUAGGGAAGUUUGUGUCUCAUUGGCUGUGGCUGUGUGGGGGAUCAGUGCCUGUGGUGCCACAACAAAUACCAGUCUCUUGUUGAGGCUGUCAUUCUGUGGUCCUAAUGCAAUAGAUCAUUUCCUCUGUGAGAUACCCUCUCUACUGCCACUGUCUUGCUCAUCCACAUAUGUGAAUGACAUCAUGACAACUGUGGCUGACAUAUUCUUUGCAGUUCUGAAUUUCCUGCUCACUGUGAUGUCUUACGGCUUCAUUAUCUUCAGCAUCAUGGCAAUCCAGAGUACAGAGGGCAAAAAGAGAGCUUUUGCCACCUGCUCUUCUCACCUCAUUGUAGUUACCAUGUACUAUUCUACUGUCAUCUAUGUCUACCUAAGCCCAGGUUCCAGUUACUGCCCAGACACAGGCAAGAUCAUGGCUGUGCUUUACUCCACAGUGAGUCCCUCUUUGAAUCCUCUUAUCUAUACUUUGAGGAAUAAGGAUGUUAAAAAGGCCCUCAGAAAACUCUUUAUCUUUUUCAAGAGGAAAUGA
Molecule: messenger RNA, 936 nt
Organism: Antechinus flavipes (yellow-footed antechinus)
Lineage: Eukaryota; Metazoa; Chordata; Mammalia; Dasyuromorphia; Dasyuridae
Product: olfactory receptor 13A1-like
Exons: 1
Coding region: 7-936 (309 amino acids)
Biological process (GO): G protein-coupled receptor signaling pathway
Cellular component (GO): membrane
Molecular function (GO): G protein-coupled receptor activity; olfactory receptor activity
Source: RefSeq, a predicted model, not a curated record